AUGUUCAAGGGGUUCCACGAGAUUGAUAUGAGGGGGCUGAAUCCUGAGCGGUAUAUGGAGUUCAUUCGAGUUUUUGUGCAGGCUGAUAGUACUCGGCCGCUUCCUCCUGGAUCUUACUUCCACACUAAUGGGAAACGAGAGUGGCUAGGAUUUCGCUACGAAAAUCUCUAUGUUCUAUGCUAUUAUUGUGGUCGACUGGGUCAUGGCAAGCAGGAAUGUCCAUGGAGGAAGGCUAAUGAAGAAGCUCGUGUAGCUGGUCCUCCGGAAGGUAGAUUCACUCCUUGGAUGAAAGCGGGUACGAAUGCUCCAAUGCCCCCUCCUCCUAGGGGAAGAAUCAUCCAACAAAGUCCAGGAGAUGCAGGGUCAAGCACUAACUCCCCAGGCUUCACUCAAAAUCAGAUUUGGGUAGCCGGUGGUGGCUCACCGGCGACGGGUAGCAUCAAUCCGGGAAUCUCAUCGACACCGUCGUCCCAGAGAUCCGAUGGAGUUUUGGAGCUCGCCGUUCAAGGUCCCCCGAGAUUCACUCCCCAUCCUUUCCCAACGGAUACUUCCUCACCAAAUCCGAGAUCGGUGUCAGGGCCCUCUUGCCAACAGCUCCAACAUCCACAUUCAGAAGCCAACUACAUGCUCUAUGGGGCCCUACCAUCAAGGUCACCUCAAUUUGACAAAGGUUGCCACUUCCCCAACAAUAUUGCAAGAAACCUCUCGGCUGAAAUGGAGGCUGAAGCUUGGGCCCAUGCUUAUGCCCAACAGCCCAAUCCAGCUUAUUAG
This is a messenger RNA of Linum trigynum, 771 nucleotides long. NCBI's taxonomy places the organism in Eukaryota, Viridiplantae, Streptophyta, Magnoliopsida, Malpighiales, Linaceae. The record is from the annotation of a GenBank genome assembly.